This is a messenger RNA of Plectropomus leopardus (leopard coralgrouper), 448 nucleotides long. Lineage: Eukaryota; Metazoa; Chordata; Actinopteri; Perciformes; Serranidae. The record is from RefSeq and is a predicted model, not a curated record.
AUGAGUUUAGAUACACUCUUUCAACAAAUUCUUCUGACUGAACAACAGUUAACUGAACAGACACAAAAACUCAAAGAAGUCAAAGUGGCCAUCAUUAGAUGCAAUGAGAAGAUCAAGAGUGCCACUGAAAAGUAUAAAAAGACCAAUGAGGAACUGGAUAUGAAGGCUCAGCGGUUGUCUGCGGUGAGGCUGCAGCACGACCUGAUGAGGAAAUGUGAAGACCAGAUGUUGAAGCAAAUUGAGGAGCUGCUCUGCCAGAACAGACAACUCAGGGAACGUCUGGCCAAGAUAAAGUGGGAGUCUAAAGAAGAAGAGAAAAACUUCCUCCAAGAGAUCUCGAAGUUCAACAGUGACUUCAGUCUUCGGGAGAACAGAGACGUAGUGUUCGAGAGCCAAACACACACUGAGAUCCUGGACCUGGAGAGGGAGGUGGACUCACUACACAAAG